Molecule: messenger RNA, 1533 nt
Organism: Lingula anatina
Lineage: Eukaryota; Metazoa; Brachiopoda; Lingulata; Lingulida; Lingulidae
Product: E3 ubiquitin-protein ligase PPP1R11
Cellular component (GO): nucleus
Molecular function (GO): protein phosphatase 1 binding; protein serine/threonine phosphatase inhibitor activity
Source: RefSeq, a predicted model, not a curated record
UACAGUAGAUGCGUAAUUUAAGACCACUUCCUGUUUCCUUCUUUCACCCAUUUCAUAUCCCAUCGGCCGAUUUUGAAAACAUAGAAGAAAAGUGACUUAAAUUCGCCAAAGUGUGUUAUGGCAGAAGGCAAAACGUCUGGACAGACUGUAGCCGUCACUCAGACAGUCACGGACACGGGGGCCAAGAGCCCUUCACUGGUAUUGAAGUUGAAGAAACCAAAGAAUGACAAGAAAGUGAAAUGGACAACAGGGACAGUGGACAAUGAACAUAUGGGAAAGAAAAAAUCCAAAUGUUGUUGCAUUUAUGAAAAGCCAAAAAUAUUUGGGGAAGAUUCCUCCUCUGAUUCUGACUCAGACGGUGAAUGUGAUCAUUGCAGAGGCCACACUCCAAAGGACUUCACACAAAAAGGAGACCCAGGAGACACUUAGCCAGGAAACCAUAACAACAGUGAAGGGGUGUGGCCUGUCUGUCGAUUGAACAGUGGGCAUGGCCUGUCUGUUGAUUGAACAGUGGGUGUGGCCUGUCUGUUGAUAUCAACUUGCUGUAUCUCAUUUUGUAUAUAUUACAUAGAAGUACGUUGAGGUGACUUGUACAUAAAAAGUCUGCAGAUUAUAUGACUGCUUUAUGAAGAACAAGUACUUUAUUGGUUGGAUAUUAAAAUUUAAAUGGUUUCAUAGAGUUUGAGACAGGAUGUGUGCUGUAUAUCAGGGAAAAAAUCUUGCUAUACUAGUUUAAAAUGUCCACUGUGUUGUCAGCAGGAAAUCAUUUCACCAGUUAAAGAUAUCUACUGUGUUAAUUACAGCUGGCUUCAUUGUCCAGAGCUGCAGCAGAUUUGUGAUUGGCUGAUUUGGUACUGUACUCUUCAAAGUCUCUUUAAAACACGAUUGCUUACUGCUCACCAAACAUAACUUUUUGCAGGUGUAGAAUCUCAUAAGAGCUUUAAGUGCAGUGAAUGAAGUGCUAUAAUAACUAUUACACACCAAAUUGUUAGAGAUUGACUAUUACACACCAAAACAAUUGCAAACAUAUAUAUAAUUUGUAAAUAUCAUUGGAAAAAAAGGGAUUAGAGGUAAAAGUUUGCAUAUUUUGUAAAUAUCAUUGGAAAAAAAGGGAUUAGAGGUAAAAGUUUGGAAACAAUUGUCAUAUAAACAGUUGAUUACUUUUCAUCAUAUGUCAUAGUUUGCAGAUACAUUUCAUCUGAUAAAAUUACAAAAUCUUGUAAAAAAAUGUUUAAAGUGUUAUCUGUUGAAUUUAUUUUUAAUGGAUGAACAUAGUAUCAGCUGCCCUCCUUUGACUGUAUUUUGAAGAAUCUUUCAUUUAAAACUUGUGUUUAAAAGGAUCUCAGCUGACACAUGUACUUCUGUUAAUUUAUUAUUAUUAUUAUUUAUUUAUUUAUUAAUUUUUUUAUAAAUAAGACUAUUGUAAUGGAUGUAAUCAGUGAAUAAAAGUAAAAACUGGAUGUUACAUAUAUUUGAGUAUUGGAUAUUUCUUCAUCAGUCUGUCCUUACAUCCACACACAUAUAUGUACAUGC